Messenger RNA from Oryza sativa Japonica Group (Japanese rice), 1369 nucleotides. Its product is annotated as VQ motif-containing protein 4. NCBI's taxonomy places the organism in Eukaryota, Viridiplantae, Streptophyta, Magnoliopsida, Poales, Poaceae. The record is from RefSeq and is a predicted model, not a curated record.
AGUAGUACUGGUAUGACCACAUUUCUUCAAGAGGUCAGGUCAGAAUUCAGAUCUAGCCCCCACACUCAGCCAGCCAAGUCACUCACAAGCAUUUUGCCAACAUAUUCCGGAGAGGAGAAAAUCCAGAUCCCAAAGCUCCCAAUUUUUUUUUAUUUCACCUUCCAAAAAGCCCAAUAAAACCCCCCCUCACUCUUCUCUCCUCUAUCCUCCCCUCACUCUCUCUCUCCCUUGCCAAAGGCGACAUUUUUAUCAUGGCCACCACCUCCACCCACGCGCCGCCGCCGCACUCGCCGCUGCCGCUGCCGGCGGCGGCCGCCGGCGACCCUUCCAACCCGUUCCCGACCACGUUCGUGCAGGCGGACACCACGUCGUUCAAGCAGGUGGUCCAGAUCCUCACCGGCACCCCGGAGACCGCGGCCGCCGCCGCGGCGGGCGGCGCAGCCGCCGCCGCGCCGCCCCCGGCGGCGGCGAAGCCCGCGCCCGCGCCGCCGGGGCCGAAGAAGCCGGCGUUCAAGCUGUACGAGCGGCGGAGCAGCAUGAAGAGCCUCAAGAUGCUCUGCCCGCUGCUCCCCGCCGCCGCCGCCUUCGCCGCGGGCGGAGGAGGGGGGUUCUCGCCCUCGCCGCGGGGGUUCUCGCCGCGCGGCGGCGGGAUGGAGGUGCUGUCCCCGAGCAUGCUGGACUUCCCGUCGCUGGCGCUGGGCAGCCCCGUGACGCCGCUCCCGCCGCUGCCCGGGUCCGACGAGGCCGCCGCGGCCGAGGACCGCGCCAUCGCCGAGAAGGGGUUCUACCUCCACCCUUCCCCUCGCGGCAAUGCCGGCGCCGCCGGCGAGCUCCAGCCGCCUCCCAGGCUCCUCCCCCUCUUCCCCCUCCAGUCUCCUGGUCGGCAGUGACCAUCUCGCCAUCUUCUUCUUCUUCUUCUUCCUCCUUGGUAUGCUCUGCUUGUCUGGUUAAUGAUGCUCUAAUUACAUGGCUCAUGGAGGGCGAUUUCAUCGCUGGAUUGUCCAAAUCUUCAUCUUCAUCUUCAUCUUCAGUCUCUCCUGUGAGCUCUGGGAGGAUCGAAUCGAAUCCGUGUAUGUCAGUCAUGUUGUAAUCCUAGUGUUUGUAACAGUAAAUUUGGGCGCUUAAGAGAGAUUAAUUGAUCGCCGAGCUUAAAGUAACUGUUCUUUCCUCUUUUGUUUUUCUUUUCUUCCUCAUCUUGAUGGAAUUUGCAUAGGUUUUAGCUUGUUUUUUUUCCUUUCACUUCUCUUGCUUCAGAAGCUUGCUUUGGCAAUUUGACUUGGUAGAGUAAUUUGGUAGUCCAAAUCUUGUACAUUAAAGUUUUCUAAAUUGAGUUAUAUGCGAGAGGCAAGUGGAUGCUCAAGUUGACAUU